Neoarius graeffei (lesser salmon catfish) is the source of this 1389-nucleotide messenger RNA. It is a transcript of the gene hnf4g, whose product is annotated as hepatocyte nuclear factor 4, gamma. The transcript is spliced from 10 exons. Lineage: Eukaryota; Metazoa; Chordata; Actinopteri; Siluriformes; Ariidae. Gene Ontology annotation, biological process: anatomical structure development; regulation of transcription by RNA polymerase II; cell differentiation. The record is from RefSeq and is a predicted model, not a curated record. Gene Ontology annotation, molecular function: zinc ion binding; nuclear receptor activity; RNA polymerase II cis-regulatory region sequence-specific DNA binding. The coding region runs from base 1 to 1389 and encodes 462 amino acids.
AUGAAGUUUUCUCUGACUCCGGUAUCCAGAUCCCUCCUGGACAUGGAUACAGCUAAUUACUGUGAAGGUCUGGACCCCAGCUAUUGCACACUGAGCUUUGAGAAUGCUGACAUGCUGUACAGUGGGGAAAGCAUGCCAGCGGAGCCCAGCAUCAGUCAUGGGGAUAAUAGCGUGGUCUCCAACUGUGCCAUCUGUGGGGACAAGGCCACAGGCAAGCACUACGGCGCCUCCAGCUGUGACGGCUGCAAGGGCUUUUUCCGCAGAAGCAUCAGGAAGAGCCACAUCUACUCAUGCAGGUUCAGUCGCCAGUGUAUCAUCGACAAAGACAAGAGGAAUCAGUGCCGCUUCUGCAGGCUUCACAAAUGCUUCCGAGCUGGAAUGAAGAAAGAAGCUGUGCAGAAUGAACGGGAUCGUAUCAGCUCCAGGAGAAGCACACCAGACUCGCAUGACCUUCCACCUAUCACUGUACUGGCGCAGGCAGAGUCUCUUUCACAACAGAUCAGCAUUGCUAGUCCGACAGGCUCUGCUGAUAUCUCUGAGAAGAAAUCAGCCACCAUCGGGGACGUGUGCGAGUCUAUGAAGCAACAGCUGCUUGUUCUGGUAGAGUGGGCUAAAUACAUCCCGGCCUUCGGCGAAUUGCCUCUUGACGACCAGGUCAGUUUAUUACGAGCACACGCAGGAGAACAUCUUCUGCUCGGAGUAGUCAAGCGGUCAAUGCCAUACAAAGACAUCCUGCUGCUCGGUAAUGGCUGUGUUAUUCACCGAAAUUGCCCCGAGGCAGAGAUCAGCCGAGUGGCUAACCGCAUCCUCGACGAAUUAGUCUCACCCUUCCAAGACAUACAGAUUGAUGACAAUGAAUAUGCAGUUCUGAAAGCCAUUGUUUUUUUUGACCCAGAUGCCAAAAGCCUAAGAGAUCCCUCGAAGAUAAAAAGCACGAGGUAUCAGGUUCAGAUGAGUCUUGAAGACUACAUUAAUGACCGUCAGUAUGACUCUCGCGGACGCUUUGGCGAGCUUCUGCUGCUUCUCCCUACCCUGCAGAGCAUCACCUGGCAGAUGAUUGAACAGCUCCAUUUCAUCAAACUCUUUGGCCUGGCCAAGAUCGACAACCUACUACAAGAAAUGCUGCUAGGAGGAUUGUCCGCAGAACAGCCUUACUUGCACCACCAUGGCCACCCCCAGCUCGCCCAGGAUCCAAUCACGGGCCAGACGUUAGUCAUCAGCUCCAUUUCAGGCCCUAUGCAUGCACAGCAAAUAGCUUCUCCAGAUACCCCAAUCCCAUCUCCUCUUCAAGUUCAGAGCCAGGAGAUCUAUAAGGCCUCCUCUAGUCCGACACUCUUAAUGCCGACACAGUCCAUCUCCAGCAGACCCUCUCCUGAGCCACCACUCUGA